Messenger RNA from Trachymyrmex septentrionalis, 1394 nucleotides. It is a transcript of the gene MsrA, whose product is annotated as peptide methionine sulfoxide reductase. The record is from RefSeq and is a predicted model, not a curated record. Bases 444 to 1250 code for a protein of 268 amino acids. Gene Ontology annotation, molecular function: peptide-methionine (S)-S-oxide reductase activity. Lineage: Eukaryota; Metazoa; Arthropoda; Insecta; Hymenoptera; Formicidae. The transcript is spliced from 4 exons.
UUUAGCCGAGUGAUAAUAUCGAAAAAAAAAUACGUAUCGAACGUCCAGAUCACGACAUCCGAGAACUUAUGAUCCACAUUAUUGAUACUCGCUAUUUGAUCCGCAAAUCAAUCAAUUAAUUUAAUUAGUCGAGCAUAGGAAAAUUGAUCUUCUCUCUGACCUUCAUUCCUCACACGUGCAUUCGACACGAUAAACCGUCUCCCUGACGUUUUCGCGCAAUCAUAGACAUUCAGCACGUGCGCGUCCCCCUCUCUCGCACUCAUCCCGCUCGUCCGCUCGUCUGCCACCUCUUGGCGACUCUAGCGCGAACUCGUCUCUGUCCCGACCCGAUAUCGCUCGUCCGCGAUACCGGUUUAACGCAUGCCACUGUGGAAGCAUUACAGAGCGUGGCGUCGAGUCCAUGAAAGUAGGCAGCGUAUUAAACGAAACCGAAAUCGUCGAAGAUGUUGCGAUUACACCACAUGAUCACUGUUAUGCUACCAUGUUUAGUCCGGACCGUUUUCGCGGACAAUUGCUCCAUCUCAUCGUAUCAAUGUGGCACACACUUCACCUGCCCGAGCAUCUUUGAACGUAACAAUGUUUGUCCGUUCAGCAGAAUGCCGGAACAACUGGAAGAGGUCAAAGGCAAGCUUGCCACUUUCGGUAUGGGCUGCUUCUGGGCGGGGGAUUCCCUCUUUGGAGUACUGCCUGGUGUCAUCAGAACCUGUGUUGGCUACGCUGGUGGGAUCAAGGAGUCUCCGGCAUACAAGAAUAUGGGAGAUCAUACCGAGGUCAUCAACAUCGAAUAUGAUCCAGAACUAAUAUCUUACACACAUCUAUUGAGCUUGUUUUGGAACAAUCAUGAAUAUAGUCUAACAAAGAAGAUUAAAAGACAGUACAUGUCAUUGAUUUUAUAUCAUGAUGAAGAACAAAAAUUACAAGCUGAAAAAUCUCGCGAGCAGGAACAGCGGAAGCGUGGAGAAGUCUUUGUCACAGAAAUUCAGAAGUUUUCAAAGUUUUAUCCAGCCGAAGAUUAUCAUCAGAAAUAUCGACUGCAGAAUCAUCCAUGGCUAGUUGAGACAUUGGGCUUCAACACACGAGAAAUUUUGUGUGAGUCUUCACUAGCAGCCAAGUUGAACGGUUACAUCGCGGGAGCUGGUACUCUGGAACAAUUUGAAAGAGAGUUACCGAAUUUAAAAUUAAAUGAGAAAUCGGUACAAUAUUUAACGAAAUAUAUUAUUGAGAAUCAAGGCAGUGGUUUGUACUGCUAGCAAAUCUAGUACAAUGGGAAAAAUGCAAAUAAUAUUUUUUACACUAACAAAUAUAGGUUGGACAUUCUCAAAUUCUUCGUAAGAAAAACGUACACAACUCGAUACAUACUAUAUAUUAUAUACACUGGAUAUCACAAAUGUCUU